AAAACCGUUCACGCGGGCGCCGCGGCGGCUUGGGUUACCGCCCAUCCCGGAGCCUGACGCGGCGUCGCGCCCCCUGGGAGCUGCGCGAGGCUCCUGGCUUUGCGGCCCUGUGCUCCGUGCGCUCCUAACGCUCCGGGGCCGGCCGCGGCGCGCAGCGCGGUUGGGGCGUCGGAGGCAGGCAGCAGCGGCGGGGAAGCGCCGGCUGUCAGCAUGUCGCUGCCCCCGGAGAAGGCCUCCGAGCUGAAGCAGCUCAUCCACCAGCAGCUGAGCAAGAUGGAUGUCCACGGAAGAAUAAGAGAAAUCCUUGCUGAGACAAUACGAGAAGAGUUGGCACCAGAUCAGCAACAUUUAUCGACAGAAGAUUUGAUCAAAGCCCUUAGACGUAGAGGAAUCAUUGAUGAUGUGAUGAAAGAACUUAAUUUUGUUACUGAUAAUGUUGAUCAAGAACUCCCUUCUUCUCCAAAACAAGCUAUUUGUUUUGAUAGACAAUCAACAUUAAAAAAAACUAAUAUUGAUCCAACACGGAGGUAUCUUUACCUUCAGGUUUUGGGUGGAAAAGCUUUCUUGGAACAUCUACAAGAACCCGAGCCCUUACCAGGACAAGUUUGCUCAACAUUUACUUUAUGUUUACACUAUCGAAACCAACGUUUUCGUUCUAAACCUGUUCCUUGUGCCUGUGAACCAGAUUUUCGUGAUGGCUUUUUACUUGAAGUACACAGAGAAAGCUUAGGUGAUGGAACUAGAAUGGCUGAUUCAACAACAAUGUUAUCAAUAAGUGAUCCUAUUCAUAUGGUGCUAAUCAAAACAGACAUAUUUGGCGAGACAACUUUAGUAGCAUCCUAUUUUCUGGAAUGGCGAUCAGUUUUGGGCUCAGAAAAUGGAGUGACUAGUCUGACUGUGGAACUUAUGGGUGUAGGCACAGAAUCAAAAGUUUCUGUGGGAAUUUUAAAUAUAAAACUUGAAAUGUACCCACCACUCAAUCAAACCUUAUCUCAAGAAGUAGUGAACACACAGCUUGCUUUGGAACGUCAGAAAACUGCAGAGAAAGAGCGAUUGUUUCUUGUAUAUGCUAAGCAGUGGUGGAGAGAAUAUUUACAAAUUCGACCCUCACACAAUUCACGGCUGGUUAAGAUUUUUGCACAGGACGAAAAUGGGAUAAAUAGACCAGUUUGUUCCUACGUUAAACCACUUAGAGCUGGACGGCUUCUGGAUACUCCAAGGCAAGCAGCAAGAUUUGUUAAUGUCCUUGGUUAUGAACGAGCCCCUGUUAUUGGAGGAGGAGGUAAACAGGAACAGUGGUGCACUCUACUGGCCUUUCUCUGUAGAAACAAGGGUGACUGUGAAGACCAUGCUAACCUUCUGUGCAGCCUUCUUCUUGGGUAUGGAUUGGAAGCCUUUGUCUGUGUUGGCACAAAGGCAAAGGGCGUCCCUCAUGCGUGGGUUAUGACCUGUGGGACUGACGGAACCAUCACUUUCUGGGAGAGUUUAACAGGACAUAGGUACAUCCAUAAGCCAACCAAUCCUGAUGAACCUCCACUUGCUGACCAGCCCAAACCAUUGUACCCAUAUAGAACAAUUGGCUGUGUUUUCAAUCAUCAGAUGUUCCUGGGAAACUGUCAGCCCUCUGAUGCAGUAGAAACCUGUGUAUUUGAUCUAAAUGACGAAUCUAAAUGGAAACCUAUGAGUGAAGAAGCAAUUAAAUCUGUGUGUGCUCCAGGAGCUACGACAUCCCUUCCUCCCUUUCCACCUCUGUGUGCGUCCACGAUUGAUGCAUCAGUAACAAGUAAUGAAAUAGAGAUGCAGCUGCGGCUUCUGGUGUCAGAACACAGGAAGGAUCUUGGCCUCACUACUGUUUGGGAAGACCAGCUCUCCUACCUUUUAUCACCGGCUUUGGCUUCUUAUGAAUUUGAGCGUACAACAAGUAUUUCUGCAGGCAAUGAAGAAUUUCAGGAUGCCAUAAGGAGGGCUGUACCUGAUGGCCAUACAUUUAAAGGGUUCCCAAUACAUUUUGUGUAUAGAAAUGCAAGACGUGCAUUUGCCACUUGUCUUCGGUCUCCUUUCUGUGAAGAAAUAAUCUGUUGCCGUGGAGACCAGGUCCGACUGGCAGUUCGCGUCAGAGUGUUUACUUACCCCGAAUCUGCAUGUGCUGUUUGGAUCAUGUUUGCUUGUAAAUAUCGCUCAGUAUUAUAGGACUAAUACUUCUAUAAGCAUUAUACUUGUGUUUUACUGGAACUUUGCACGUUGUACAUUAUUAGCUCCAGAGUUUCUUUAUUUUAAAAUUAUAAUCUGUCUUGGAUGUGAUGUUUCACUUCUGUAUAAACCUGACUGAUAAUCAUGUAUAUAUUUAAAAUUUAAGGAUGAAAAACUUGUGUAAAUAUCCGUGGCAUUUAAUAUAAAUUAAGUGUAUAUUCUGUUUUAAUAAAUGCUACUUUGUUUACAGGUAUUCAGUAGUUUAAAUAGGAAUAUAAAAUGUACUCAGUUUACACUAACAAGUAAUUAGAGUUGUCUUACGUGUCUGCACCAUAGGAAAGUCAAUAUGAUAAUUUUUCAUAGAUUAAUGGAAUUAUUUUAUAUAAAUUAGGAGAAAUUAACCUCACUACAAAUUUAUUACAUAAGCAAAAGUACAUUUUGGUGGAUUAUCACUUUUGUGGUUUAUCCAUGACGCUAGGCACAUUUGAGAUUUUCUAGAAAUUUAUAGUAAGACCUUGAAGUAAAAGUAAGAAAAAACAAAUUCUAGGUAACCAUAAAUACUAAUAACCUCAAUGAAAGUACGUGAAUCAUGGGCGGUGCCUGUGGCUCAGCAAGUAGGACUCCAGCUGCAUAUACCCAGGAUGGCAGGUUCAAACUCACCCCCGCCGAACUGCAAACAAAAAAAUAGCCGGGCGUUGUGGCCGCUGCCUGUAGUCCCAGUUACUCGGGAGGCUGAGGCAAGAGAAUCACCUAAACCUAGGACUUGGAGGUUGCUGUGAGCUGUGUGAGGCCAUGGCACUCUACUGAGGGCGAUAAAGUGAGACUCUGUCUGUAUUUAAAAAAAAAAAAACUACAUGAAUAAUUUAUAAAUAUUUAUCAGUUUGAUUUGUUAUAAGAAUGAAUUAAGUGGCUCAGUGCCCGUACUACAGUGGUUACGGCGCCAGCUACUUGCACUGAGGGUAGCAGGUUAGAGCCCAGCCCCGGCCUGCCAAACAGCAAUGACAACUACAGCCAAUAAAUAGCCGGGUGUUGUGGUGGAUGCCUGUAGUCCCAGCUACCUGGGAGGCUGAGGCAGGAGAAUUGCUUAAGUCCAAAAGAGUUUGAGAUUGCUGUGAGCUGUGAUGCAACGGCCCUCUACAGAAGGCAACAUAGUGAGACUCUGUCUUAAAAACAAGCACGUCUCUAUAAUUAAUCCUAGCAGUCUGUCACUGAUUUUCUAUGGUCAAUGGAUUUACUACUAUCUUCUGAAAUCACUUUUCCUCUUUUCUCACUGUGAUAAAAACGUCUGUGUAUAUGCAUCUGAUGUGAGGAGAGCUUCAUUGUGCAGGGCCACUGAGAACAAGCACGUAUGACUGAUUCCAGGCUGACCUUUGUUUUAAAAUUAAGCAAGUUUUAACUGUUAGUUUUAAGUGAGCAAAAGUAAAUGUUAAAAAAGACUGUUAACACUUCAACCCUUUGUGAGAAGCUGUGUGAUGUGUAAGUGAUAGGUUUGACUGUUUGGCAUCUCUGCUUGGUUCUUAAUUCAGUUGCUUUACCCACUGACCUUAAGAAAGUACUGUAGGGCAGCGCCUGUGGCUCAGUGAGUAGGGCGCUGGCCCCAUAUACCGAGGGUGGCUGGUUCGAACCCAGCCCCAGCCAAACUGCAACAAAAAAAUAGCUGGGUGUUGUGGCGGGCGCCUGUAGACCCAGCUGCUCGGGAGACUGAGGCAAGAGAAUCGCGUAAGCCCAAGAGUUAGAGGUUGCUGUGAGCCAUGUGACGCCAUAGCACUCUACCCGAGGGCAGUACAGUGAGACUCUUGUCUCUACAAAAAAAAAAAAAAGUACUGUAUACCAGUUGGCUGUCCAAGUUAUUGAUUCUUUUCCUCACUUUAAUUCACCCUUGCAAAGAAAACGAUUUAAUUUUAAAAAAUUAAAAUCUAAAGAUGUCUUAAAAUUUGCUUUUUGCUUUAUUUUUGUAUGUAAUAUUUAUGAUAUGUUUAAAAAGUCUACUAUCCCUCUUCUACUGAUUUUCAUUGAAAAUGGUAAUCGGAUGUUUCUUGUGAGACUGACAUGAAUGUAGAGAAUAAGUAAAAUAAUAAAGACUUUUUUUACUCACGCCAACAUUACACAUUAAGCUGUCAACAGAAAAUUGCUUGUAAUUUUCAAUAUUUGAGGCAAACUAUAAUUCACAUACUAAAAGGCAGAGUAUAUUAAGAUCAAGGCUGUAUUAACAUUGAGGCUGGGCUUCCUGCUUUUGUGUACCAGAGUAAUGUGUAUUUUGAAUGUGCUUUUGGUAUAAAUUCUAAAAUAAAUUUGCUUUUUAUGCACUUUAAUAGAAUCUUUCAUUAAUAUUUUUCUCUGAAGAUGUUUCAUAAAAGUAUUUCAGUGCAUUUAUCACUAGAAUUCUGCUACUUAACUAAUCAUUUUUCUUUUUAAGAAUUAAAUUUACCUUGUAUAUUUAGCUGUCAUAAAAGUUGUUUUUCUA
Molecule: messenger RNA, 4654 nt
Organism: Nycticebus coucang (slow loris)
Lineage: Eukaryota; Metazoa; Chordata; Mammalia; Primates; Lorisidae
Gene: CEP76
Product: centrosomal protein 76
Exons: 12
Coding region: 211-2190 (659 amino acids)
Source: RefSeq, a predicted model, not a curated record